Molecule: messenger RNA, 4871 nt
Organism: Pocillopora meandrina
Lineage: Eukaryota; Metazoa; Cnidaria; Anthozoa; Scleractinia; Pocilloporidae
Source: the annotation of a GenBank genome assembly
CUAAGGACGAGGGGACGAACAACACAGAUACGGUGAGUAUUGCAUCAGCUUGAUAUUUGAUAUUAGUGACGUCCUUUGAAUGGCUUUCACUUGAAUUCUUUAACAUCUAAAGCAGCUUCGGUUUAUUUGUUCACGCUGAAUUGGAGAAAUGUUCGCGAGCUUAUCCUAACAUUCUUGUAGACUGAAUGGGCGUUUGCAGGAUACUAUGAGUAGUAUUUCUUUCCAUCAAAUCCAUAAAGCAUCGAAGUUGCAUUACAUAUCAUGAAUUUACUGGGAAAAGAUGAAAUAAUCAUUUCUUACACGCAUACAUGAAUUCCGCGUCUCGUCUAUUCUAGAUUCCAUGGUUGUGCUUAAGUUCUUCCGGGGGGGUCGGGUUAUUGCUGCCGGGAGUUCGGAGCCGUAGUGUGUGUUUUAACCGUAAGGUCUGACGUGCGCAAUAUGUACAGAGAUCUCAGAGGAGAUAUAAUUUUUUUCUCCUAGAGAUCGAAGCUUUUGUCUUGAGUUAAUAUAGCGUGGACUUAUUCUAGACAGACUGAAGAGGAUAUACGCUUUCAAAGGCAUUCAAUCCUAAAAUCUUCCGAACACCUCCCUACUAAAAUUAUUCAUCCCCUACCCCCUCCCCCCCCCUUCACACGCACACACCUAAGAAAGGGCAGCAGUAUUACAAGAACAACAGGAACAGAACGACGCAGAUGCAAACGCAUUUCCUGAAGAUCCUUCUUCAUUAACUUUGAGUAGAUGUAACUUUGUAGCCGUAAAUGAAUAUAAGACUAGAGCCAUUAUUUAUAGUGAUGAAGGAAUUUGUUUUAUUUAGCUCGUACUUUAAAAAAAAAAAAAGAAAAAAAAAAUAUUUACAUUUCGUGCGCUUUUAAAGUGUAUUUUAAAUUAUAUUUACAUGAGAAAACUAAGGAAUUUCAAAUACUAAACUGAGUGUCGGGUUAAUUUAUCGGUUAUAGAUUUCUUUCGAUUGCAGGGUUCUUUAAAGAAGAAGAAAUACAAAGAAAUACAUUGCAGAAAGGAAUAGCUUGCUUCUCGUAUGUCUUGCAGACCAUGAGCUAGCAUUUAAUUUUAUGCAUAUAUGUGGAAUGUUUAUCGACUAUAACAAGAGCCGUUGUGUAGGAGUAAAAGUUAAUUGCUUCAGUUAAGACUUCAUGAUGCUGGACAAAUCAUACCGUAGAUAAAACAAAAGAACCUAGCACACAAUGCUUUCAAAACAACCGAGAGGCUUUUCCAUCACCCUAUCACAAAAACAAUCGGCUAAGUUAAAGAAAUAGGCCAUUUUUUUUCUUUUCACUGGCGCAAGACAUAGAAAAAAAUUGUGGAUUCACCACGACGAUAAUUUUCCUACAUGCUAGUUACAAGUUUCAUUUUAUUCCUUUUUUUUUUUAAUUUGUAGAUGGGACUGGCCUUUGUUACGGUACUCUUCUUAAUAGUUUGUUUCACCGAAGUGGAUGUGGCUCGUAAGUUGAAUACAGAAUCUCAUAUGAAAAAAAAAGACAGUAUAUAUAUGAUUUUCAGUAUUGAAAGAGUCGUAGGUCAAAGGAUAGGGCAUAUAAAAAUUUUCAAGACAUGUUGAGGUCUGUGGCCAAAAUUUUAAAACGAAAAGCUUUCAAAGGAUCUUGUUUCAUUUUGUUUGUUCCAUUUUCCCGUCACGUACAAUUUAUAUUUACAUCCCAACUCUUCCGUGUAUUGGUUUAUCCGUAUCACUGCCCCCUACGCACGUCUUUUCAUCGGACCCAUAGAAACCCUACAAUAUUUUGAAAUUGUUAUUCUAGAUAAAGCCACGGACUGCACUUUUGAAAUCGCUAUUAUACUAUGAAAACUCUCUUGGGAUGUGGUGUGUAAACUUGAAAAUGGUUUUAAAAUCAUUCGCCAUCCUCGUGCGCUCCCAAAGGGACUGAAUUGUGAAUGAAAGCUCUGGCCUUUCUUCCCCAUCCCCACCUCCUCCCUCCACAUUAUCAUAUUGUACAAUGGAGCAUGUCUACCGGUGGUUUAUGAUUAAAGAGCACGAAUCAUACAAUAGUGAGGAUUACUGUUGGAGAUCGAAUCAAGGUGAAUUCCCAAUUAUCUCUUGGAUCGGUCUGUGAAUACUCGACAAAUUUCUCCAGCAAUCAUUAUAAAAUGCAAAAUGUCUUUUUUUUCUUGUCUUCCACAGAUGGAUACGAUAAGGACCCGUGUUCUAAUUACCGCACCCUGCGUGGCGCUGAUCGUGCGGCGGGAUUCAACAAGCUAACAAAGAAAUCAGAUAAACGCAAAGCAUAGAAAGAGGAUUGGUACCGAUUCACUGGGGAUGCAGGAAACAAAAUGGCCAUUAUGUAAGUUCUUUCUUUUGUGAUAAAUCAGUAUUGUGAAUUUAUCUUCAGUGACGCAGUGUAACUGACACUCAACCCCCCUCUCCCCCCUCCCCGAGGAAGAGAAACAAAUUUGUGUUCACUACUAACUACCCAGGGUUCUAAAAAACGUUCAAAUCGUCGUGAGGAAUGAUUUCUCGGGGGUGGUGGAGGGAACUCCAUUCUCCUUUCAUGUCGACAGAUUACAUCAUUCUUGUCAUCGUUGUCGACGAAGUCAUCAUUGUACGGUAGUCAGUUAUUGCAGCAGGAAUAGCGUUAUAAUUCUAAAACAAACCAAUCAGGGGCAAGAAAAAUCGAGAAUGCGCAGUAAUGCCAUUUUGCUUGUAAUUUUUUGGUUUGCAUUAUUAUAAAUGUCCUGAUUAGCCAUGUAGUCGGUCAUGAUAUUUAUUUUACAUGUUAUGUGCAAAAAUAAGCAUGAAUUCUGAGCCUGUAAUGUUUUUUACUUCUCUGCGCCGAGACAUAAGCUGGCACUGAAUUAAUAAACCGUCUCAAUCUUAGUGACCAAAAUGGAGGUGGCUGCUUGAAGUCUCCUGCAUGUGGGGCCAUGUUUCCUGCCUAUCUUCUCAAGCCACACCCUGUUAACUUGAAGCCUGGGGAAAGUGCCCAAGCCACGGUUUGCUAUACAACUGGGAAGACUUGCUGCGCAAAGACUCAAGAAAUAGCGAUCAAGAAAUGUUCAGGUUUCUUUAUCUACAAACUUCCUCCUGCCUGCCUCAAACGAGGAAGAUAUUGUGGGGAUAAAGGUAAGUCAAACUAGGUACGGAUUGCAACAAGAGGACGCAAGUAAAAGCUUCUAUUCUUUGACCAUUUUCAUAAAAGGUGUUGCUGAGCUAUUUGCUAAGCUACUGGGACACAAGAAAAUUGAAACUUUUCACUAAGUUAAAAAGGUACAGACUAUCCUCAUCUAUCACCGAGGGGAGGGGGGUAAUCUUCCACCGUAUUCAGAUUUGUUUUGAAGAAACACCGGCGAGGAGGGAUUGUGGGGGGGGGGGAGAGGGGUUUAAUGCUUGAGUCAAUGUCUAUGUGAUUAAGGCUCGGCUUAUAUUCCUUUUGUUUUAAAACAGAAAAAAGGGAACCGGAGUGUGAUGAGAUGAAACUGUUGUAUGGUAUGUUUUUGCUUACGUGUUUGUUUGUCUUUGUUUUUCAUUUUGAGUUGUUUGGUUCGUUCGCUUGGCAUGAGAUCAGUAUUAUUAGUGGGGAGUUCGGGUACUGUCCUUUCCAUCAAUUAGACUUUGAAUUAAUUCUAAGUAAUAGACUGAUAGAAAACUUAUUCCGUGUUUACAUCGCCUCAUCUAAAUAAGAAAGGGGGGGGGGCUGAGACCCGAGAAUUCUACCCAUUGCAAUCUCCAAAGAUGCGCAUUUACUUCAUAGUUACUGCGCAGUAAAUUCACAUUUCGUUACACAUUUUUUCUAUUUUUUUUUUCCCUCGACAAGGGAGGCAAAGCACUGAAUUUCGUCUAUCUCUUUCUUCUCUUUUUCUCUUCGGGUUCAGGGGGAAAGAGAUAGCCAAACUCCAAAGCAAAAUUUGGAAAAGUUUUCUCCAUUUCUAAUAUUUGUUAUUCGUGCUUGAAAUUACUUUACGAGCGUUGCAAAUGCUUUGAGCUUUAAAUGUUUUCAAAUUGUGCCGGGGAAACACAAAAAGCGUGACGUGACAACCGUGUUUACACCAAUUAACCAAUGAGAGUGGGCUCAUCGUCUCAAUCAUUUUAUAAUAUGUGUUUCUCUACAGGCCUGAUCAAAAAGUACCCAGGAAAGUCAUGUAAAGAUAUUAAAGAAAAGCGAAAAGAUGCAACUUCCGGUGUGUACUGGAUUAAACCUGGAGGAGGCCAAACAGUACAGGCCUACUGCGACCAAGAAACGGAUGGCGGAGGCUGGACUCUAGUGUAUAGCUACACAUUUACAAACUACAGGUUGUUAUUACUCCCUCUAUUUAUUCAUCAUCCUGCUUGUUUAAUUGUCUGCGUAUGUAUUUGUUCAUUUACUGAACAAUCUUUAAAUUUUUCAAAAGGGCAUUCAGACAUGGUUCAAAUGCGAUUACACCACGUCCCAACUGGCCUAUAUCCCAUCACGUUGGGAAUUUCUACCAAUCAACUACCCCCCCUGUAAGUGAGACUGACUACAACGCCAUGGGAUUCGACCUGUGGAAGUCUCUUGGCAGUGAGUUCAUGGUGAAAUCCAACAUCAACCACUGGAUCGCUUGUAAAGAAGGAACCGGAAGUCUGGUGGAAUUCAAAACUGGAAGUGUUUUAUGCCGCAUUAUAAAGAAUGUGGCUUCUAAAUGUCAUAACUACGUUCCCGACCAACUCAUUCUUCAUGCUGCUGGAAAUCCUGCAGGUUCUACUCUGGGACCGGAUCUGAUACGAUCUCAAAGUAACUCAUGGUUAAAGGAGUAUUACUAUUUCGAGUCUAACACACGCACAGGGAACUGGCCUACCCAUGAUCCUUGUGGCACGAACAGUCUGAACCACCUCACCAACGUCAACAACCCUCAUGGAAACAUCUACAUCCGGUAAUGGCGCG